This is a messenger RNA of Dimorphilus gyrociliatus, 664 nucleotides long. NCBI's taxonomy places the organism in Eukaryota, Metazoa, Annelida, Polychaeta, Dinophilidae. The record is from the annotation of a GenBank genome assembly.
AAUGGGAUGGUUCAAUAAUUUCUUAAGUAAUACUGUUGGCGAUGAAAAAAGUACUCCUAAACGACCUUCUCAACAGCAACAAUCAACUCCACCUAACCAAGCUCAACCAAUGAAUGAUCAUAAACCGAGAAUGUCUAUUAGUAAAUAUGGUAUUAUACUAGAUGAAACUGAAAAACACGAAGCGGCUACGAAACCUAUUUUAAAAAAAGAAUCAACUGUAGCAUCCCAGGGUCGACGUAGUAACAUUGACGAUGAUAAUAAUGUACUUGCGCAAAGCGUUAUGAACAUUGCAAAUUUAUUACAAAGUCAAAUGAAUAUGAGUAGUUUAGGGAGACAAUCGCUUAUGGGUAUGCCUUUACCAUGUAAUUUCCCCAGUCAACUCAGUCAAUUUGAUAUGAACUCGAUGAAUCAGCAACAAUUACUCCCUUUACAAUUUUUACUUGGUCAACAACCUCAGUUUCCUCAGCAAAUAACAAAAGAAAAUAAAUCGUUCGAUAACCUUCUAGCUACAAUGGGUAUGGGAGGGAAUACAAGUGAUACACAAGACGAAGAAGACGUUUCACAAGGUGGUCGUGUCUAUAAGGGCACAAGAAGAGGAGGAAAAUUAAAAGUAGCUGAUAAACCGAGAGUAGCAACUUACUUAAGGGAGGAAAGGGAAAGUUAG